AUGGUAGACGAUGGACUGCAGCACGUUGACGACACUAUCCGUCUUCCAAAUCAAGGUCACUCUGAGAUUUCAGCUUACCACCCUCUGGCUUCUCCUGCAGGGGAAUGUCAUCCAUCACCUGCGCGAGGCAGCGGAGACCCCUAUGGUUCGUUCGCGGCCCCCACGCUGCAGCUCAUCAACCCGCCGACUCUCGUCACAAGCGAUGAGGAGCUUGUGGGUAGUUCACCAGAACUACCUUGCAUGAGGCCAGUAUCUGACGCGGUCAUCCUGGUCGAGGCCAACAGGUCGUACCGGGGGGUUCCAGUGAACACUGAGCAGCAACACACGGCAUAUCCGAUCGUACCUUCCUGCGAGUACUUCGGGCCUCGCCAGUGGUUUAUCAAUGGCGCUAUUGGCGGCGAGCAGAACUCGGCACCUUACAUCUUUGAGUCAGGGCCCCAGCGGCCGCUCACCGUCCAAAAUGUAGUUCCAGACACAGCUUUGUCUGUUACAUAUGCAAUGAAUGGUAAUAUUUUCGGCCUAAGGGAAUUGUUCUCUCAAGGGUUCGCGCAACCCAGCGACAAGAGCGCAACCCGAGGGUUUAGCUUGGUGAGGUGGGCGCUCUAUGGUGGACUGAACCAGUAUGCAACAGUGCAGUACCUGUUGCAAGAAGGGGCACCAGUCGACGAAGAAUCGUACGACCACGUGAAUGACUUUAUAUUCCGCAAAAGGUGCAAACCGGAAGAGACAGUAGCUCUGAAACCCAUCUGGGGUGAACGGACUCGAGACUGGUUUGAUUACCAAAACUUUCCAUGGAUCCACACGAUCUUGCUUGCAGAAGGUCCAGGUUUCGGAAAGUCAUUGGCCGACGAGCUCAAGAGCAACCCGAAUGCCGUCUUCGAGAAGGACGCUAAGGGGCGUACGGCUUUAGACUGGGCCACAGCCAGGGCGCAGCUGGAGGUUAUGGAACUCCUCAUUAGAGGUGAAUCAAACGUAAACUCGAUGGAUGAAAGCGGUCGCACCACAGUCUUGCACGCAGUUGACAGCCACAACCACGCAACUCUUGAAAUGGUCUUGAAAGCUGGCGCGAAUCCCAACCCUGAAAUUCCGGAGGGCUGGCAUCGCAGUAGCCCGCUCACGUCGGCCAGCUUUGGCGGUUUGACAGAGAUGGUCGAUUUACUCCUAGAACAUGGCGCCACAAUCAACACACGCAAUCCGGAAGGUCGGGCGGCACUGCAUACGGCGAUCAUCCGCAACAAGCACGAGAUUCUACGUAUUUUCAUAGCGAAAUGCGAUGGUGAUUGCUUGAGGGAGCUCGAGCUGCUGCCUGAAAUCAUUCAACAAGCUGACGAUCAAACCAAGGCGAUCCUCAAGUCGUCCGGCCAGUUUCCGGAAAUUUUUGAUCUUGAUCACGAUGGUAGUUGGGAAAGAGUGUAA
Messenger RNA from Colletotrichum abscissum, 1416 nucleotides. RefSeq lists its product as uncharacterized. Gene Ontology annotation, molecular function: protein binding. Bases 1 to 1416 code for a protein of 471 amino acids. The record is from RefSeq and is a predicted model, not a curated record. The transcript has 3 exons. Lineage: Eukaryota; Fungi; Ascomycota; Sordariomycetes; Glomerellales; Glomerellaceae.